Nylanderia fulva is the source of this 1092-nucleotide messenger RNA. NCBI's taxonomy places the organism in Eukaryota, Metazoa, Arthropoda, Insecta, Hymenoptera, Formicidae. The record is from RefSeq and is a predicted model, not a curated record.
AUGGUUUUCAUGCUGGAUGACGAGGGCACCCUGAGAGUCAGCGGGCGCCUAAAACAUGCAAUUUUGGAUGCCGACCAACAACAUCCAGUCAUUUUGCCGCCGCAAUCUCACCUGACUCACCUGGUGAUUGACGCCGCCCACAGACGUACAUUUCACGGAGGAGUCCAGGCCACCUUAGCUCACAUCAAGCAGCGAUUUUGGAUUCCGCGAAGACGCCAACUGGUUCGCCGCCACAUCCACAGCUGCCACCCAUGCGUCCGAUGGCGGGCGGCUACUCCACGGCCAAAGAUGGGCGACCUGCCGAGACCGCGCGUCACUCCGAGCCGUCCAUUUCAGCACACCGGCGUGGACCUCGCCGGCCCGGUGUGGCUCAGAACGACGAGAGGCCGAGGACACAAGGCCUACAAAGGCUUCCUAGUUGUAUUCGUGUGUUUCAGCUCCCGCGCCGCGCGGACCGACAGCUCAGGGACUUCUUCAAGGCUGCUGGCCGUGAGAUCCACACUAUUGUCGGGCACCUUGCAGACCGAGGAGUACGGUGGAGCUUCAAUCCACCGGCAGCUCCACACUUCGGCGGCCUGUGGGAAGCAGCUGUCAAGGCUGUCAAGCAUCACCUGCGACGCACCAUCGGCGAGGCCAGACACCUUUGAGGAACUGUCGACGUUUCUCACAGAGGUCGAGGCCUGCCUCAAUUCAAGGCCGUUCGAGGCCUUGACUGACGACCCGGACGACCUCGAUGCCCUGACGCCUGAGCAAUUCUUGGUGGGAGACACUCUUUUCGCCAUCCCGGAGCCGUCACUCCUGGACUUCCCAACCAAUCGGCUGAAUCGGUGGCGUCUCCUGCAGCAGAUGCGGGACCACCUGUGGCAGCGGUGGACCCGCGAGUAUCUGCAGUACCUCAGCCCGCGGCCCAAAUGGUGGGCCACUCGUGGAGCCAUUCUCGAAAGCCAGUUGUGCCUCGUCAGGGGCGAGAACACCUUGCCGUGCCGGUGGCCGCUUGCUCUGGUCACGCGCGUGCACUCAGGCAAUGGUCCGCACAAUGGUCCGCAGCAUAACGCAUGCGCGGAUUUUGAACUUAUCAUAGAUGUUUAUUAG